Ilex paraguariensis (yerba mate) is the source of this 1515-nucleotide messenger RNA. Lineage: Eukaryota; Viridiplantae; Streptophyta; Magnoliopsida; Aquifoliales; Aquifoliaceae. The record is from the annotation of a GenBank genome assembly.
AUGAUCACUUUCUACCCUCUCCUCCAAAUUCAUCACAACCCCGCUAAGAUGCCUUCAAAUUUAUCAACAGUGUCUCUCCAACUCACCCCAAUUCCUUGUUUCCCGCCCAAAUUCACCCACCCAUCUUCACAUAAUUGCAGUAGCACGCACCCAUGUAGUAAGAAGAGACCCAGUUACAGUAUCUUGUGUGUAUCGACCCGACCCAAGAGAAAAUCGAUCUCCAAGGCCGAUAAGAGCUCAGAGGCAGAAGAGAUGGUUCGUUUGCUGAUGAGGAAUUUUAGUGACAAAAGGCCAUUGUUGUCAACUUUGAACAAGUAUGUAAAGAUUGUGAGGACUGAGCACUGUUUUCUUCUGUUUGAAGAGCUUGGGAAGACUGAUCAGUGGCUUCAGUGUCUCGAGGUUUUUAGAUGGAUGCAAAAACAACGGUGGUAUAUAGCAGAUAAUGGGGUUUAUUCGAAGUUAAUAUCAGUUAUGGGAAGGAAAGGCCAAACCCGGAUGGCCAUGUGGCUCUUCUCUGAGAUGCGUAACAGUGGAUGCCGAGCUGACACUUCGGUUUACAAUGCACUCAUCACAGCCCACCUUCACUCUCGGGACAAAUCCAAGGCCUUGGCCAAGGCUCUUGGAUACUUUGACAAGAUGAAAGGAAUGGAACGCUGUAAGCCAAAUAUUGUGACAUACAACAUUAUUUUGCGAGCUUUUGCUCAGGCCAGAAAUGUGGGGCAAGUUGAUGCUUUGUUCCAAGAUCUUGAUGAGAGCAUUGUUACCCCUGAUAUCUUCACAUUUAAUGGUGUAAUGGAUGCCUAUGGGAAAAAUGGAAUGAUCAAAGAAAUGGAAUUAGUGCUUUCACAAAUGAAGGGUAAACAGGUGAAGCCAGACAUCAUCACUUUUAAUUUGUUGAUUGAUUCAUAUGGGAGGAAGCAAGCAUUUGAUAAGAUGGAACAAGUGUUUAAAAGCUUGUUGCACUCCAAAGAAAGACCAACACUUCCAACUUUUAAUUCGAUGAUCACAAACUAUGGAAAAGCACGGCUUAGAGAGAGAGCAGAGUUUGUUUUCCAGAAGAUGACUGAUAUGAGAUACACGCCAAACUUCAUCACAUAUGAGUGUCUCAUCAUGAUGUAUGGAUAUUGUGAUUGUGUUUCGAGGGCAAGAGAUACCUUUGAUGAUGUGAUAGAAACUCAGAAGGAGAAAAAGGUUUCAACACUAAAUGCCAUGCUUGACGUUUACUGCAUGAAUGGUUUACCGAUGGAAGCGGACAUGUUAUUUGAGAGUGCAUGUACAACUAAGACUUUUCGUAUAGAUUCCUCAACAUAUAAACUUCUCUAUAAGGCUUACACUAAAGCUGACAUGAAGGAGCUAUUACAGAAAUUGAUGGCGCAGAUGGACAGAGAUGGUAUCAUUCCCAAUAAAAGGUUCUUCCUGGAUGCUUUAGGAGCCUUUGGGUCUUCACUCACUGACCCAAAGGCUGCUACUGACAAAAAGAAGUUAAGCAGGCCAGCUGUUACUGGAAAGCAAUAG